UUCCCCCUGCAGCGAGAUGUCAACCCGCCCUGCGAAGUGUCCCCUGGAAGCGGAGGCGACGAGGAGAGACGAGGGCUGGAGAGUCUGAACCAGGGACAGAGGAGGGAGGAUGAUUUCUCGGUACAACAGAAGACCCGUGUCCCACAAACUCGAGAUUCGUGGGUUGUCUCGAAGCAGCCUCGACCACCACCCCCUCCCAGAGGAAGCAGACGAUAACCAAACCCCCGAGCGAUACCUCCAUGACCUCCAGGAAGCAGUUUCCACUCACAACAGCUCAGGGACGUCUGCUGCCUCAGGCCACUCUGACUGUCCCACCGUCCUCUCCGUAGACUCAAACCAGUCCUGGUCAGGUUUCCACAGCUCCACAGGCACUGGUGUUUCCACAGAAAGGAGCUCUGUCUUCUCCUGGGGCUACGAUGAGUUCGACAAGGCGGCGUCACGACAAGUGCUGCAAAUGUUUGAGGAGAUCGACAAAGAGCUGUAUGAGGGGAGAGGCAGUGGUGGCGGGAUACUCCAGGGGCUGCAGGAUGAAUGCCAGCAGUGGGCCACACGUUUCCCACAUCUCCGAAUCCUCGGGACUCAGGUGGUGUAUCCCAGUGAUGAGGGCUUCCAGUGGUACGCUACUUCAGAGAAAGACAUCCCCUCCAGCAGCAGCCCAUCAGCAGGCAAAGAGAGCAGUGUGAAGUCACAGGAGAAAGAUAAGGGUGCUACAGAGCUGAACGUGCAGGGCAGGAGAGCGGCGCUGACCUCGUCCUCCUCAGCUCAGUUGGAUCUGGCUCCCUGCACCCCCACUGGCUCCAGCAGUCAGUUCAAGCCGAGGGUGAUCGAAGUGGAGGGUCUGAUGGAGGAAUAUCUGGCUUUCGAUAGCAGGGACAUGGAAGACGAGUGGGAGCAGGAUUAUUCCGGGUCAGGGGGGAGGCAUCACUGUCUACCCCCUGUCUCGCCGUACCGGUGUCGCCACCAAGCUGUUCUCGACCUGCUGUUUGAUGACAUGUGGCAGCAGCUGGUUGGCUGGAUGAAAGAGCUCGUUCAACGCCACUGGGAAUGCUGCACCUCAAACGAUGAGAAGAUUUGCGGCAACAUGAGCCCCGUGCAGCAGGACUCCCUGAACCCCUUCCUGCUGCUCUCCACGCUGCCCACGCUGCUGCCCAAGCUUGGUCAGAGCAGAGUGCCCCCCCUCACAGCUGGACUGCAGUUCCAGGCUGGACGGGUUCCAGUUGGAGCAGUGGCGACCCAGCACAACCUGAACGACCUCAUCGUGAUCCACAGCAUCCCCCUGCAGCAGAGGAACCUGGGGGCGCUGGAAAGAAACCAGGAGGCAGAGGAUCAGGCAUCCCACAGAUCGGGCUCCAGCGUGAUCCCCUCCAACAAACCUCGCCCUCGCCGAAUCCUGGAGCAGAGCUCUUCCUCGCUGUCCCGCCCGGCACAGUCAGCUCGGCGUCGAAACCCUCACCCCCGGACUCUCCUGCCGCUGGUCCCCAGUCUGAGUCAGUCCUGCACAGCGGGAUCCAUGGAUGAGGUCAUCCGUGGGACACGUCUAACCACAGCCAGUGACCGGCUGUCGUCUCCAUUGUUGCCUCUGAGCAGAAACACUCUCCUUCCCCCCAUCAGCACCGGAGACCCAGAUUCAACUCACUCAGGGCUGCAGUCCAAACCUGCACAGCGUCAGAAAGGUGCAUCCAGCCGCGCACACAGUGCUAUAAAUGACGAAGCUGGCAGUUCAAUGCCGAGGGAUCGUCACCACCUGUUGGACGUCUUCUCUCGCCCCAACACAACUCACACAUACAGGUCGGACACUCCAUACCGUCGCUCCUUCACAGUGUUGGACAACAUCGGGCAGGGGCGGACAGGCAGAGCCUCAGUGGCCACAGAUUCUCUUGGAAUUGGCGUAACCGGAGUCAGUCUUGGCAUCAGCAGCUCCUCUUUCCUGGACUCGUUUUCCCACCAUCACAUGGGGCACUCGCCCAUCAAAGACGAAGAGGAGCCAGACCCACAAGCCCCUGUCCCAGCGCCACUGGUGCCUUUGUCAGUCCCACCUCGGUCUUACACCCGGGGAGGCGUCUCAUCCAGAGCCAGCAGACACGGCUUGUAGUUUGCCUCCGACCUCCGGAACCUUCAGCCAUUCAUCUUUAUACAGCACAACAGAGACACACUAUACAGCAUCUGUGCCCACUAAACAUGUUUAUGUCUCACUGAAGUAGCAUAUUUUUUUUUCAUAGUAUGCUGCUUUGGUGAGGUUUUUGUCAGAGGACUAUUUUUGUAUUUCAGAAAUCAUCUUAUUUGGCUGCCAAACGCAAAUGACUCCACAGUAACUCCAUCUUCACGUACAGCACUCGAGCUGUACGUGCAGACAUUCGUACAAUGUGAUUGUGUAUAUACAUCUAAUUAUAUGUGAAUGUACUGUAUAUUAUCCUCUGCAGUGUGUUGUUGUACUGGUACGUGACUAUGCAGGGAAUAACACAUCCAUCAGAACAGGGACAGAGGGAUUAAAGAAAAAAAGCACUUUUUGCCUCUCUGAUGCAACAUCAGAGAGUUUGGUACCGUGUCUUUUAUAAGGACAUCAUUUUCAUUCAACUUGUUACAAAAACAAAAAAUAUAUGGACCCAAAGCCUCGUUGCAUUUGGUUGCACACAGGAACGAACAAAAAAGAAGCCACCGUGAAAGUUUUCGGUUUGCCUUUCACUCCAUUACAGCUCAACUCUGAUCACAGAGCAGAAGGAAUGUGCUGGAGUGAAAAGCACGUCCCAGCUUCACCUCAAGAUAAUGUAGGAAUACAAGUUGCAGCAAACGGUUUGUAAAUAACUAAGAGAAUGAAAUCAUGUCUGUUCAAAACACUAUGUGAUGUAUGUGUCUUUAUCUCCUGAUUAAAGCCAAGUGGGGUGUUUUGUCAGACAACAUCAGGGCUACUGCACAAAUGGUAGUUUUCAUUAUUAUUAUGAUUAUAAUAUAUUCGACAGCCAUGAUACAAAGGUGACAAAGCUUGAAAAACAAUGUUUUUCUUCAGUAUGUUUAUCUCCAUUUUGUACAAAACAAUAAAA
Limanda limanda (common dab) is the source of this 3038-nucleotide messenger RNA. RefSeq names its product family with sequence similarity 149 member B1 (gene fam149b1). The transcript has 15 exons. Bases 110 to 2092 code for a protein of 660 amino acids. The record is from RefSeq and is a predicted model, not a curated record. Gene Ontology annotation, biological process: cilium assembly; protein localization to cilium. NCBI's taxonomy places the organism in Eukaryota, Metazoa, Chordata, Actinopteri, Pleuronectiformes, Pleuronectidae.